Daktulosphaira vitifoliae (grape phylloxera) is the source of this 901-nucleotide messenger RNA. RefSeq lists its product as uncharacterized. Lineage: Eukaryota; Metazoa; Arthropoda; Insecta; Hemiptera; Phylloxeridae. The record is from RefSeq and is a predicted model, not a curated record. The coding region runs from base 45 to 806 and encodes 253 amino acids. The transcript has 10 exons.
AAUUUCAGUAGUUAAUAUCAUUUAGUCCUGUUAAGACAAGAACAAUGAAUUCGAAUUGUUUUUUUUCUUUUGCAUUAUUUUUAAGCGUUGAAUCUCCUAAUUAUGUUGAUGCCCAAUCCAAUGUAACUCACUUUAUAAAUGAUUUAUUAUCAUUAAUUGAUCAAAAUAAUAAAUUAUUUCAAUACAUACUAGAUAAUGGAUUAGUGUGGGAGGCAUUUCAUGUUCCGUUCAAUAGUAGAAACUAUAAUGAAUUGGGCUAUGUUUUAUUAAGAAAAGAUUCUUCAUUAUUUUCAAGGAAUCAAGAAGAAUUCAUUAAAGAAUUAAUAGAAUACAUAAACAUAGAGAAUCAAAUCAAAUGGGAUUUCGGACGUUAUGGAAUGAACCGUUCAAAACGUGCUAAAAUUAUAAAUAACAACGAAAAGCUAACAUACGAUAAAGUUUCAAGAGAACGAAAAGCUAUCAUGAAGGAAAUAUUUGUUCACUACUUUCGAAGCCAAUUAAGAGAUCAAGAAAUGUGUAAUGAAGAUAAUCAAAGCGGUGAUACUAAGUGUAGGUUGGUUGGAUUAAUUCGAUCAACUGAAGAACAAGUGCUAGACUGUGUAUAUUCACCUCGGUGUUAUAGUAAUAUGUGUCUCUUUUAUCCAUUCACUACGACAAAAUACGGAAAUCAUGAUUUUAUUGUCGGAGGAUACGAUCCAGGAAUAUACAAAGAAAUAAAAAUAACAAAUGCGCAACAAUUUGAAAAAGAUAGUGUAAUUUCAAUGAUUUUACUUGAUAGAAAUUUUCAAGAAAUAUUAGAUUGGUAAUUAACGAAAUUAUACAUUAAACAAAUUGAAAUGAAUAUAUUAUUAUUGUAUUUGUUGAACUAUUUGUUUUUAAUAUAUAACUGUUUGAUUUUAAC